GUUCGCCAGCCAAUCAGCUCACUCACACGCUUCUUUUUGGUUGUGGGACCCAACAAUAAUCUCUAACAACCAAUCACGGCCUCCUGAUGCUAUUUGUUGCCUUAGACACGUGUAACCGGCGACCGAUUUUCAUCUUAAUCCAUCAUGAUUGCCCUCCGCCCGGGAUUAUUUCCGGUUUCUUUUCUAGAGAGAGAGAAUAUAGAUGAAGAGAUAAAGCUCGGAAGGUAGGUAUGGAUGGUGGAAAGAGGCGCGUUGACUCCCGAUGCGUCGCCACCGCCGGUGGCAAGGAUAAUCUGAUUAUCGACCAGAUCAUGUUGAAGUACCGUCCGAUCGCUCCGAGGCCGGUUACUGCUGAGAGUUCCGGUCAGUCGUUACGGACGAAGGAUGGGAUGCUUAAGAGGAAGAGAGUGAAGAGGAAGUACGUGAGAGUGAAGAAGAGGAAGAGUAACGCGACUGGGUGUAGUUUGACGAUAAACGAUAACAAAAGCAGCUGGUUCGAUUUGGAGAAAGCUGUUGCGAUGCUCGAGGAUUCCAAAGGAAAUGAGCUUGUUGUUUCAGAUCCGUUGCAGAACGUUUCCAACUGGAUCAGUUUCGAUUUACCUGGUAACAACAGAAAAGGUUUUAUGAAUAAUUUAAUUGAUUCUGCUCCGUCGAAGCAAUUGUCAUCAGAUCUGCAUGGCGUAGAUCUGGCGAUGGCGAUGCAGCAAAGGAAGGUAGUGGAGUCUUGGAUCACUCUGGAAUCGGUUACCGGUACGUGUGAGGAUCGGAGGUUGUUAGGCUACACGGAUGAAGAGAUAUGGAAGAAUCUAGAGAGUGAUAGCUGUCCAGGUUUCAUAUCGAACAGUUUCGAUGAGGUCCUGUGGGUGAAUCCGGCAUACCGGAGGAUGCUGGAUCUGAAUUCAGAAGGUCGAGCACCGGCGACAGAGGUGGCGGUGUGGCUGGGGGUAAAAGUGGAAAAAUCCAUGGUGGUAAAAUACCUGCCAGCUUUCUCAUGCAGAGUCAGAAUUGUAUACCGAUUAUCUGAGAAGAAGACGCAGAUGGUGGUGCCCUGCGACGUCUGCAAGAUGGAUUCCGGUGGCUUUGCAUGGCGGCUGGAUGUCAAAUCUGCCUUGAGUUUGGGGCCAUUGAAUUAAUUAACUAA
Molecule: messenger RNA, 1141 nt
Organism: Lactuca sativa (garden lettuce)
Lineage: Eukaryota; Viridiplantae; Streptophyta; Magnoliopsida; Asterales; Asteraceae
Source: RefSeq, a predicted model, not a curated record